AUGUCCAAUGGGUCUGCUCUAUCAUCGUCAUCGACUGAGGCCGAAGAUCCGUAUGCCCCCGUACGUCAUACUCGUGCGCAAACGAGCGAAACGGAUUAUGGUUCAGCUAUUUAUCGUUAUGAUAAUAAUGAAAUGCCUCAAACCUUAGGCGCGCCAGAGAUGAAACCCCCAACACAUACGCCAUACGCACCUUCACCUUCUUUGAUGGGAACGAAUGACCCGCUAGGUCGUUCGUCAGCUCGAAUACCGGUAUUCAGUUUUGGUUUCGGUGGCAACGUAGUCACUUGCUUCCAUGGAGCAGCGAUGCUUAACACUGGGUUCGAUGUAGCUCUUUCUUCUCGCAAUUCCACCGCUGUUGAAGUUCGACUUCUCCAUAAAAUCAUUCCUGAAUCAGCUUUGGACACAUCUGUAUCCUUUCCAGGUCCUCUGUUCUCGGAUCCUGGUAGUUCUACAUCAGGAUUAGUUCGGACAGGCGCCUCAAGCCAAGCGAAGACUCGAAAAGCCAAAGUCAUCAAGUAUCUUACGCAUCGAGCCGAGGAAAUGAAACAGGGCAUUGGGUAUCUUCAUGCGAAUAGCCCUGAAAGACGUCGAGCAGAUGGAAAGCUUGUACUCGUGAGAUUAUUGAAGGUUAUGGUUGAAAACGACGGUCGGAUUUCAGGCUCCCCGCAAAUUGACGCCGCUGUACGUUCCGCGUUGAUACCUCGACAAGAUCUGACUAUCAGCGAAUCCACGACUCCCUCGACGGUCGCCUCAGGGUUCACGCCAGCCUUGGAGUCCACAGCCAUCUCUUCAUACACUGGUCUAUCUGUAACGUCAGUGGGCCGCAACGAGGAUACCGUCUCCACAUCCGUUCUUCGCUCCUCAGCGUUGGAUAAGAUGCAAGACUUCCUUCUUCGCGGAGAACGGAAAAAGGCAUAUCAUUAUGCCUUGGAUGAGAAGUUAUGGGCUCAUGCUAUGGUUAUUGCCAGUGGGAUAGACAAGGAUGCAUGGGAAGAAGUUGUCAAUGAGUUCCUCAGGACCGAACUAGGUGUGAAAGAAGACCCGUCUCGGAAUAGUUUACAAGUCCGUGGCAAUGAGGCUCUUCCACCGUCUGUCAAUGGUCGGGAAGGUUUGCGAGCUGCAUAUAGGUUGUACUCUGGGCAAGGUGCUUCAUCUGUUCAGGAGAUGAUACCCCAAAACUUGCUCUCAAGAGCGACGGGACAUGUGUCAUUACCUGUGCCGGUGCUGCCUCAAAUGACGCCCAUGACACCCAACUUUACAGUUCCACAGGUGGCCGCCGGUAGUAUUCCCACCGAUUGUCUCUCAAAGUGGGCUGAGACGGUCAGCAUGAUGCUGUCACCGUCAAUAAAUAGUGACACAUCAUCGGGACUGUUGGCCUUCGGUGAUCACUUAUUGGCUAACCAAUGGGUUGAAGCUGCGCACGUCUGUUACCUACUUUCUUCACAAACCCUGCCUGCUGGUAGCACCGUUCUUCCGCCGAUAGGCGGCAUUGGACACCCUACGGCACGACUCAUACUUGCAGGUUCACGUAGUCCCCAGGCGUGGCCGAAUUUCCACAAAGAUUCUGACCCCAUAAUAUUUUCCGAGAUUGUCGAGUUUGCGCUAUCUUUGGCAACGCCGACCAAAGGCCAAGAACCUUUUGGUGGUUUGCCUCACCUUCAAGCGUACCGUUUUAUCAGAGCUGCCUCUCUGGCUGAAUUUGGCUAUGUGCAACUUGCUAACAGGUAUUGCGAAGCAAUUUUGGCUAGCGUAUCACGGUCUUCACCGUACUUCAACGAAACGCUUACAGAGCAGCUGAAGGGUUUAUCUGAUCGCAUCGUCGGUGUGUCGCACGCGGAUAAAGGUGGCUCGUGGAUGAGCGGGAAACUGAGUAAACCAAGCCUGGAUACCAUAGGCGGAUGGCUAGAAGGGCGCUUCACUAAACUUGUUACUGGUGAUGCCGAGGCCACAACAGCUACCGAAGAAGACGCGUCAAAAAUUGAUGACCGUAGCGGGCAUACGGGACCAUUCUCACAAUACAGCUCCAUCUCGUCUGCGGCUCCGUCUGCGGAUCCGUCCCCCCAUUCUUCCGUGGUCAAUCUUCCUAUUACUCCAGGCCGCACUGGAUCUGCGAUGUCGACUCAUGGAUAUCGGCCACCAGAACGGGCCGCUUCAGCCAUGGACACAAUUCGCCGAAAGCAAUCACCUCCUAUGCCGCGCAUAUCGUCUGCUUCCGCAACAACAACGAUGUUUGCGCCAUCUCACUCUUUCGGGCAAGCGCUCUCGGAUUAUAAGCCUCUUGAUACUAUGAACGAAGUCGAUGUUGCGACACCUAAGCCAUCGUUUGAUGAGGCUGAUGACGAUCCGAGUGCACAAGAGGUUACUUGGUGGGGAGAUGGUCUGUCUUCACGGACACCAACGGCGACGAACUUCGUGAAAUUGAACGAUGCUGUUGUGACGUCGACGGACGGCUUUGUAUCCCUCAUGGACAACACCACGUUUUCACUUUCGUCCCCGCCAGCACCAGCUUCGCGUCCGCCUCAUAAAUUUUCCGAAGAGGAGGAUGAAGAGGAAGAUCUAGGGUUUGGAAACUCUAAGCCCAAGGACAACAAGCCUUUCGACGACAAAAACACCGAAUCUGAGGAGAAAAAAAGACAAAAGAACCCUAAGCCAGUUGCAAAUUCGAGCAGUAGCAGCAGUGGAUCUUGGUUUGGUCGAUGGUGGAAACGAGGCGAAACUUCUGGACCUGUCAAAGCCAGUCUAGGAGAAGAAACGUCGUUUUAUUACGACAAAGAGCUGAAACGAUGGGUCAACAAAAAGGCUGGUGCUGAUGUAGCUGCUAAACCCGCCCCACCACCACCUCCGCCAUCAAGGCCGGCGACGACAUCACCAGGCAUGUACGCAGGCAUGUCUACGUCUGGACCUUUGACCGAUUCGAUGAAUGGGCGAACGCCCGUUCGGCCGGCGUCUGCCGUCGAUUCUUCGACCGCACCACCAAAUCGACGAGCGCUUCCACGCGUUCGUUCGAACUUAGUACCUACUCCCGAACUCGAACCCGGACCUCCUACUCCUCCCAGUACUCGGCCUGAGCCUGGGCCGCCGCCGUCACCUAUGCCAGGACGACCCAAGUCGCAAGGCUCGAAGCGACCUAUUCGUAACCGCUAUGUAGAUGUGUUUUCGCAUGAAGCUGCCCCCACAUAG
Guyanagaster necrorhizus is the source of this 3180-nucleotide messenger RNA. RefSeq lists its product as uncharacterized. Gene Ontology annotation, biological process: Golgi organization. Gene Ontology annotation, cellular component: endoplasmic reticulum exit site; ER to Golgi transport vesicle membrane. The transcript is spliced from 7 exons. The record is from RefSeq and is a predicted model, not a curated record. Bases 1 to 3180 code for a protein of 1059 amino acids. NCBI's taxonomy places the organism in Eukaryota, Fungi, Basidiomycota, Agaricomycetes, Agaricales, Physalacriaceae.